Messenger RNA from Naegleria fowleri, 786 nucleotides. RefSeq lists its product as uncharacterized. The transcript has a single exon. The record is from RefSeq and is a predicted model, not a curated record. NCBI's taxonomy places the organism in Eukaryota, Heterolobosea, Eutetramitea, Acrasida, Naegleriidae. The coding region runs from base 1 to 786 and encodes 261 amino acids.
AUGAGUCAUCAAUUUUCUCCACUGAUAUUGGAAAAAGUCAAAGAGGGUGUAUUGAGUGUUUGUUUCAACACCUUUGAUUUUCUAUUGCUCCGAAGAGCAAAUUCUGAAAUUGUCAUUUCGAAAAUUAUUCUAGAAUUUAUUGAAAGGAAUGUUUAUCCAUUGAAGAAAGUGAGAAAAUUAGUUAAAAAUUGUUUUAUCUAUUGUUCAAAAUAUUCUCAGAGAAAAAUUAUUUUAUUCGAUUGGCUUUUCUAUUAUCCUCUGCUAGAGAAUACAGCAUGGAAACAAUUAGAAAAUAAUUUGGUCAAGUUAUUUGGCUCUGGAAUUUUUGCGAUAGAAAUUGAGCCAGGAGUGCUCUAUAUGAAAGAAACCAUCAAAUAUUGUUGUAGACCAUACAUGAGCGUUGAGAGUUGCUUAUUGAGAAGAUGCAACAACCCCACAAAUUAUUUUCAGAAAAUUGAAAGUACAAAUCUGAUAGACUAUGACAUUGUUGCCUAUUUAUCUAGGAAAGUUAUUGAACAAAUUGUGAACGUAGAGGACAGCAAAGAGAGCUUUGAGCAAAACAUUCGAAAACACAUCAAAAGAUCUCAACACGAGCUGAAUGACAGAGAGGGGAAGUUUCUGGAUAUCCUAAUUCACACCUUGUUUUCAGAGCUAGAAUUUAAAAAACAGCCAACCAGACAAGAAAAGAUAAUGAAGUUUAUUAGUGAGUGGCAAGGAAAUGCAAAGUUGGAAAUCGUUAAACAGAUGAAUUUGGAGAAACAAAAACAGUCGACAGAUAAACUUUAA